GUUGGGCGGCACUGCUUCCGCGUUGACGCGUGCGCUACGUGCAAACGAAUGCGGUGUAAAUGGAAAGAAGCGGUGAAGACUGUUUCAUCAGUAUAAAGGCAUUUAAGCAAAGUAUUUGUAGUUUAGAGCCGAACUGAUGCGAUACAUCGUUUCUACAUGUCAUCACUUGGAUGUAGUUGCCCAGGAUGACCCUGCCUCGAACCAACGAGUUUAUUCCACCGCCGGAAUGUCCUGUGUUUGAGCCCAGUUGGGAAGAAUUCGACGACCCGUUUGCGUUUAUCAGCAAAAUACGUCCCAUUGCAGAAAGGACUGGUAUUUGUAAGAUCAGACCGCCGCAGGGGUGGCAGCCACCAUUUGCCUGUGAUGUGGACCGUUUACGUUUCACCCCACGCAUACAGAGGCUCAAUGAAUUGGAGGCUCAAACCAGAGUUAAACUCAACUUUCUGGACCAGAUAGCCAAGUUUUGGGAACUGCAGGGCUGCUCGUUGAAAAUCCCUCAUGUGGAGCGCAAAUCACUUGACCUGUAUCAGCUCUAUAAGUUGGUAAUAGAGGAGGGAAGCUUUGACAUGGUCUGCAGGGAACGGAAAUGGACCCAGAUUGCUCUGAAAAUGGGUUUUGCUCCUGGCAAGGCUGUUGGAUCUCACUUGCGUGCCCACUAUGAGAGGAUUCUCUACCCUUAUUACCUCUUCAAGACAGGCACCAACCUGCUGAGCUCACAGAAACCCACUCUUACAAAUGAUACCAAAGAUAAGGUCUAUAAAUCUCAUGACUUGCCCCAGCGACAGUCUGUUCAGCCUGCAGAAACCUCCUCCAUUGCUCGUAGAGCCAAACGGUCUAAAAUCUCUUUAAAGGGCCGCUGUUUUAAAAGUGAACAGGAGGAAGAGUGCAAGAACAGACCCAACCUGAGAAGGAGAAUGGGCUCUUAUGUGGCAAAACUAGAAACAGUGAAACGCUUACCAGUCCAAGUGAAACAGGAGCCUACAGAAGUUGAAUCAAUGCCCAAUGGAGAAAAAUCAAAGGUGGAACAGUACAUGUGUUUGGUGUGCGGGGGAGGCGGUGAUGAGGACAAGCUGUUGUUGUGUGAUGGCUGUGAUGACAGCUACCACAUAUUCUGUCUUAUCCCACCACUCCAUGAUGUUCCCAAAGGGGACUGGAGGUGUCCCAAGUGCCUGGCGCAGGAGUGUGGGAAGCCUCAGGUUGCGUUUGGCUUUGAACAGGCUCCGAGAGAGUACACACUCCGCUCGUUUGGAGAUAUGGCAGACUCCUUCAAGUCAGACUAUUUCAACAUGCCUGUUCAUAUGGUCCCUACCGAGCUGGUUGAGAAGGAAUUUUGGCGUUUAGUUAGCACCAUUGAGGAAGAUGUCACAGUAGAGUAUGGGGCAGACAUUGCCUCAAAGGACUUUGGCAGUGGCUUCCCUGUCAGGAAUGGUCUUUUUAAAGUCAUGUCAGAUGAAGAGCAGCAUUACCUCAGAUGUGGCUGGAACCUCAACAACAUGCCAGUGCUGGAUGCAUCUGUGCUGACUCACAUCACAGCUGAUAUAUGUGGGAUGAAACUGCCUUGGCUCUAUGUGGGCAUGUGCUUCUCCUCUUUCUGUUGGCAUAUUGAGGAUCAUUGGAGCUAUUCUGUAAACUAUUUGCAUUGGGGAGAGCCAAAGACAUGGUAUGGUGUUCCUGGCUUUGCAGCAGAGCAGUUAGAAGCAGUGAUGAAGAAACUUGCCCCUGAACUCUUUGAGUCUCAGCCAGAUUUGCUUCAUCAGUUGGUCACAAUCAUGAACCCUAAUGUGCUAAUGGAGCAUGGAGUGCCCAUUUACCGCACAAACCAGUGUGCUGGUGAGUUUGUCAUCACCUUCCCCAGAGCAUAUCACAGCGGGUUCAAUCAGGGCUUUAACUUUGCUGAGGCUGUUAACUUCUGCACAGUAGACUGGAUACCACUUGGUCGACAGUGUGUAGAGCAUUAUCGCUCAUUAAACAGAUACUGUGUUUUCUCCCAUGAUGAGAUGGUCUGUAAUGUUGCAGCCAAAGCAGACAGCCUGGAGCUGGAAAUGGCUUCUGCCAUACAAAGGGAUAUGAGCGUUAUGAUUCAGGAGGAGAAAGAGCUGCGAGAAAUAGCCUACAAGCUGGGUGUUUGGCAUUCCCAGCAGGUGGACUAUGAAGAACAGCCAGAUGAGGAGAGGCAGUGUUGUAAAUGCCGGACAACCUGCUACCUAUCUGCCAUUACCUGUCCCUGCAGUCCUGGCCAGCUGGUGUGUCUACACCACCUCCAAGACCUCUGCUCCUGUAACCCUAACCGUUAUACACUGAAUUAUAAGUACACAGUGGGCAAGUUAAACCAAAUGUUCAAGACCUUAGCAGUACGUGCGGAGUCAUACAGUGACUGGGCUUCUAAAGUUAACAUAAUUUUAAAGGCUGACCAAGACAAUAAAAGUGACUUGGAGGAACUUCGUACACUGAUUGUUGAGGCAGAAACAAUGAUGUAUCCUGAGAUGGAUUUGCUACUCCAUUUAAGACAGACUGUCCAGAAUGCAGAAAAAAGUGCCUUAAUGGCCCAGCAGCUACUUAAUGGGAAGAGACAGACCAGGUAUCGCUCGGGUGGUGGGAAAUCUCAGAAACAUCUCACUGUAGAGGAGUUGAGUUUAUUUGUACAGCAGCUAUAUGACCUGCCCUGCACCAUUAGACAGGCCCCUUUUCUCAAGGCUCUGCUCAGCCAUGUUAGGCAGUUCCAGGAACAGAGCUCAGAUCUCAUGGCUGUGGAGAUGCCCAGCUCCUCAGCCCUGCAAGCUGUGCUGGAUGAGGGCUCUGGGCUGGAGGUAGAGUUGCCAGAGCUUGAUGUGCUUAGGCAGCGGCUAGAGCAGGCACGCUGGGUUGAGGCAGUACAACAGGCCAGCAAGGAGCCUACCAGCCUCAGCCUAGAACGCAUGAGGAAACUGAUUGACCAAGGAGUGGGUCUGGAGCCUCAUGCCUGUGUGGAGAAGACUAUGGCCAACCUGCAAGAGCUGCUCACUGUGUGUGAGCACUGCGAGGAGAAGGCACAAAGCAUUCUAAUGGCCAGACCUCGCCAAAAUUUAGAGACGCUGGAGGCAGUGCUGCUGGAAGUAAAUAGUAUCCAGGCUUACCUGCCCAACUGUCUCCAAUUGCAAGAAUCGGUCAUCAGGGCUAGAGAGUGGAUACAGGAGGCAGAAGCUCUACAGCUCGGUGGGCGUAUCCCUGUUCUGUCCUCUUUGAAUGAUCUGAUCCUAAAAGCUAAAGGAAUCCCAGUCCUGCUGACACCUCUGGCACGGCUGGAAAGCCUUGUAUCAGAGGUGCAGGCCUGGAAGGAGAGUGCAGCCAAAAUGUUUUUGUUGAAGUACUCCUCCUUCUCCCUCCUGGAGGUACUGUGCCCUAGGUGUGAGACAGGGUGUCAGAAAUCGAAAUCAAAGAGAGUAAGAGAUGUUCCUCCAGCUGUUAAAAAAAAUGGCAUAAAACUGAGCUCUCUUGGUGAUGUGGAAAUGGCACUCUCUGAAAGCAAAGACACAGCUUUAGCAAUGGCUACUUUGUGUGAGGUGCGUUUGAAGGAGCUUGAAACCCUGAAUGUCCUAAGGACAACAAACAAUGCAAAGUUUCUAUCCAAAAACGGCUUGGCUCCUACAGUGUGCCUAUGCCAUACAGUGCCAGCAGGGCCCAUGCUCCAGUGUGAACUCUGCCAUGAUGCUUACCACAGUGGUUGCGUGCCAGGGUACCAGGAUACACAGGCAGGGCAGCCUUGGCUGUGCCCACUCUGCAGCCGAUCUGAGAAACCUCCUCUGGACAAGGUGCUGCCCCUGCUUGCUUCUCUCCAGCGUAUUCGGGUACGGCUUCCAGAGGGUGAUGCACUGCGGUUUAUGAUUGAGAGGACAGUGCGCUGGCAGCACAGAGUGCAGCAGGUUUCACCAUUUACACAGCAGUUUAAUGAAAAAAUGAGAACUUUGUCUGAAAACCCUUCUCCAUCCCUGGAUGAUAGUAAUGGGUGCUUCUGCAUGCACCAUUCAUGCAUUCCUCUCAGUGUUCUUAGUCCUGAACUAGAGGAGCUGCUUGUGGAAGGUCUCCUUCUACAAGUGACUUUGCCCGAGCUGCAGCAUCUCUACCAGGGGUUGCUAAGCAGGUUCUUUCCUUCUCAUCAUGCCCUACAGAGCAGUGAGCAUGACCACCAGUACCACAUUGCACAGGAUAGUAGCGUGAUUUACAAAACCCUACCCCAAGGCAAGGUCCAGGAAUUAGAGUUGCAAAAAGUCAGUGAAAAGCUAGAGAAGAACCCCAAGAGGCACUUGGAAAAGGACAUCACUGAUGAGCAUGACAGAGACACUGUUAAGAAGCCCAAGAAAAAAAAGUCUAGGAUAAACCAGGAGAGGACACAUGAGAAAAGAACCAUCUCUUCCUCUGGAUUGAGCUCAGACCCACCCUUUUCAGAGGACUCCGAAGAGGACUGGUCUGUGUGCUCAGCAAAGCGAUGUCAACAACCAGAAGGAAAUGAGGUAAACUGGGUUCAGUGUGAUGGCAGUUGUAACCAGUGGUUCCACCAAAUUUGUGUGGGUGUGUCUGCUGAGCAGGCUGAGAAUGAAGACUACAUCUGCACCAACUGCUUAGUGAAAUGAUUUGACACCAUCAAGACCAAAAAUCUCUGGAUAAACAAGUUAGAUCGCCACAUAUUUCUCCUAGCUCUCAGAUGCCCCAGUCAGUCGUCUUGUCGUGUCGGCACUAUAGGACUAAGUGAUGAGAUUUCCUGGUCUUUUUCAUAUUGUCUAGAGGACAGGGCACAAAGAGGUACCUCAGGUGUUUCUAUUCCAUAACUACAUGGUAGAGGGACAGUAUGUUUCCCCAAAUGUAAAAUUGGAUUCUGCUAUCCACAAUGUCACCUCCUAACAUACUAGUUAAUCUGACCACAUGGCUCAAAGACUGGUUAUCACCAAAUUAGAUGAAUUGGGCUAAAUGAAAAGCUAUACAUUUAUUUUUUAAAAAUGUAUUUACUACACUAGUAUGCUUGUUUGUUAUUUAUUUAUCCCAGCAAUAACUAAGCUGGCUACUUGAUUUUCUUCAGCUUCAUCUGCUUAGCUCGCUUUCUUCCAUUCGUGUUAGUUGUACAGAAUCCUGAUUUAGGUUGCACAAGCUAUGUAGCAGACAGAAAAAGUGUGAAUUAUUCUUUGUGACCUUUGCUGUUUAUUUUAUUUUUAAACAAUAUCAGAUGUUCAUUGUGAAAUAAAAUGUUUUUUUUUCUUGCUGGCAAUUUCAAUUACAAAUACUGAUUUUUUUUUUUU
This is a messenger RNA of Hemibagrus wyckioides, 5267 nucleotides long. It is a transcript of the gene kdm5ba, whose product is annotated as lysine demethylase 5Ba. Gene Ontology annotation, molecular function: histone demethylase activity; DNA binding. Bases 186 to 4607 code for a protein of 1473 amino acids. Gene Ontology annotation, cellular component: nucleus. Gene Ontology annotation, biological process: chromatin remodeling. The transcript is spliced from 28 exons. Lineage: Eukaryota; Metazoa; Chordata; Actinopteri; Siluriformes; Bagridae. The record is from RefSeq and is a predicted model, not a curated record.